CAGGACGGGCUUCUCCUCCCGCCGCCUGCGCUGAUCUGCCGCCGCGAGCAGUGGCGCUGUCGUCCUCCAACCUCACCGUGCAUCUGCAGGUGCUGAUCACUGUGCUAAAUGGAGCUCCCAGUUGCGGACCCUGGACCGGUAAGGGCUGAAGGUUUGCUUCUCCAGUGCAGCUAUUGUGAUUCAGAGGCAAUGCACAAACUUGCGCAGCUCCUGCUCCCUGGCCUGGCUGCAGUAUGUGUUGACAGCACCACAGGUGAUCUCUUCAAGAAGCCAUCUGUUGUCGCUGUUGACCUGAGGAAAGAGAUGGUUGACUAUUUUACACAGAGAAGUGAGACAUUCAUAUCCGAUUCGCUUAUCGAAUCAGAAGUGAAUCAGGAUCAAGAGAAUGAGAUGCCGGAGGAUCCAUUUGAGAUUAUAUCCAUUUUCAUGGAUGAUUUUAGUAGCACCAAGAGGAACAUUAUCGGCCAUGUCUCUUGGUGGCUGAUGAGUGACAGCCGUGACGAUAAGAUUGAUGACUUUGUCCAAGAAAUGGAGAUGACGCGUUUCUGGCCACUGGAAAGGAGAGAAGCCAUUGCUGAGGUCCUCCUCAAGAAUGUAGACCUGAAAACCAAGUACCACUGCCCUGAGAAAUAUGAAAAUGAAGAACAUCUCGCUGAUCAUAAGGCCCAAUGUAACUUCAGACCUAUUACCUGCCCCAAUGAGGGAUGCCGAGCAAAAGUUUCUGUUCGCUGCAUGCAAGACCAUGAUUCAGCUUGCCCAUUUAAGAUCAUUACAUGUGAGCAGAGCUGCGAGAAGCGUCUUAUGAGAUGUGAUAUGGAUAGGCACUGUGUGACUGUCUGCCCCAUGAGGCCCAUGAAGUGCCCUUUUGGUUGUGAUUCCUCCUUUCCUGAGUGCAAUCUUGAGCAACACUGUUCUGAGUUUCUUCAGUCACACCUCUUUAAGAUCCUCAAGGUUAUUCAUAAGAAAGGUUUUACAGAUGAUGGGCUCAAGGACCAUGCUCUACAGCUUGAAAAGUAUGACAAUGAUGGUAAGCUGGCAAAAUCUUGGGAUGUGAGAUCUCUUACCAAUGCUGUAAAGAAUCUUGAAGCCAAGAUGAAAGAUGAUGGUUCAAGUUAGAGUCGUGGCAUGUAUGUAGCAAAAUACUUUUUUUUUAGAAAAUACAAGCUCACCUGAAGGCGUCAAAAUUCAAAAUGCAAGAUGGAUAUUGCAUGGUUUAGUUUGAAGAGUUUUUUCCACUCAGUAAGUCAGUAUACAGAAAAAGGUACACAAUUAUGCAUGCUUUUUUUUUGUUACAACAAUAUUUUCCCCUUAUGAUUUUGCUCAGAAUGGGCUAGCUUUCUAUGAUGUAAAGUACCGUUAUUGUAUCCUUGCCUAAUUUGUCCAAGGAACUCAUUUUGGCAUAUAAAUUGAGAAUCAUCUAUAAAAAUUCUCUUUCUCGUAUCAGCUAA
Messenger RNA from Oryza brachyantha (malo sina), 1448 nucleotides. RefSeq lists its product as uncharacterized. Gene Ontology annotation, molecular function: zinc ion binding. The coding region runs from base 109 to 1116 and encodes 335 amino acids. The record is from RefSeq and is a predicted model, not a curated record. Lineage: Eukaryota; Viridiplantae; Streptophyta; Magnoliopsida; Poales; Poaceae. The transcript is spliced from 3 exons.